This is a messenger RNA of Acanthocheilonema viteae, 861 nucleotides long. Lineage: Eukaryota; Metazoa; Nematoda; Chromadorea; Rhabditida; Onchocercidae. The record is from the annotation of a GenBank genome assembly.
AUGAUCGGUGCGGUUGCUGUUUCAAUUGUUGAAAAAGCGAGCAGUAGAGAUACGGCAAAUACACUUUCCAUCAUUUGGUCAUUACUGUUUCCCACUUAUAAUUUAAGUCUUUGCUUUUCGAAAGUUUAUACAAACGAGCACACGCGUGAAGCGUGCAGAACUGUUGACUGUUCAGUUGAAGAAAUCCAACGGUUUUACGUUAAUAAUAUGUUGAUAAGUACGGACAAAAUGGGAAUGGCAUUAAUGAUUGUAUUUUUAUUACUUCAUUCCAUCAUUUUUUGGCUGGCUAUUGCUGCUUAUGAAACAAACUUUAUUGGAACUGUUAAACGAUGGUUGCGAAAAAGUGCCAAGACAACUAAUAAGAUAGCAAGCAUAGAAACUUUUCAAACUUGUUCUGAAGAUAUGGAUGUAAUGAUGGAAAGAGAAAAGGUAAAUAAAAUGAAAAAUAGUGAUGCUUUAGUGAUCACACGCAAUCUCGAAAAAUGGUAUGGAAAGCUGAACGCUGUCAAGAAGAUCAAUUUUCAUGUUGCAAAAGGCGAAUGCUUUGGUUUAUUAGGUGUAAAUGGAGCUGGUAAAACAACAACAUUUCAAAUGUUAACUGGUGAAAUUGAAAGCUGUGCGGGUGAUGUUUACAUUCACGGAUUCAAUAUCCGAACUCAAUGGAGAAAAGCAUAUGAUCAUGUCGGAUACUGUCCACAAUUUGAUGCAAUUAUCGAUGAAAUGACCGGUCAGGAAACGUUGCAGAUGUUUGCACGGUUACGUGGGGUCAGGGAGUGUGAUGUCAUGGGAAUAAUUGAUUCGAUUAUUCAUGCUGUUGCACUUAAUAAAUAUAGAAAUAAUCUGAUUAAAACAUACAGAUGA